AAGAAAUCACCUGCAGAUAACCGUACUCAGUUAGGCGCAUCUGCCAUGGCAUACACAUGGGCAUAAAAAUGUCUGAUGCUAUUGGGCUUUGUCCAGGAAGCUGAGCAGAGGUAUCUUUGUCAAAGCUGGCCAAUCGCAGAAAGAACCCUUCGUGAGUUUGCUCAUAGUUUGAUGAUGGUUGGGUUGGCAAACCCAAAAAAUCUCACAUUUCAAGUCACGUGAUAUAGUUCAGUUCAUCCUGUAGGUACGUACCUUGGCAAACCUGGGUGCCUAAGGUAGGUAAGUACCUAGGAAUGCAUUUCUCGCUCGUGGGCCCGAAUCCGACCUGACUUCUGCCUGCAACUAAUUUUCCCUGUUUUCAUAAGAGCAAGAAGUCCGAUACAAGAUUCAUUUGAUCUCUUGCCAACACUCGCACGCGAAUUGCAAAUCAUCUUCUGUCCUGGGCCUCGAGCGGACGGUAAAAGACCAAAGUCGGUCGCAAGAACCAGUGUUCGCCGCCGGUCUUUACUUCAAUCUCACCUCUUGUUCCGCAUAUCCUACAUUACGCGCUCAUUACCCCGAGUGCCGAGUGCGGAGAAGGACUCAGCACGAUGACAUCGGCUUGGCUGCACUUUUCCCCUCUUUUUCCUCAGUGCCGGCGUACAAAGUCGCCCGCAAGGAGACAGCCUGCACUGUUCCGUUUCUACUCGGAUUGAGACCUUUUCAGCCAGUAUAUCAAACCAUACGUAGGCGGCACCUACUUCUUCUAAAAGGCAGGGAAUACUAUAUCGACCAACUUGCAAUGUCGAAUGGUAUUCUUCGGGUGGCUGGCGACCAAGUGGUCGACGGUGAAGGCAAUCCGGUAAUUCUCCGUGGUGCCGGCUUGGGGGGAUGGAUGAAAAUGGAAAAUUUCAUUACCGGGUUUCCUGGCCAGGAACGACAGCAUCGGGCAGCCAUGCUGGAGGUGCUGGGACAAGAGAAGUACGACUUCUUUUUUGACAAGUUUCUCGAAUACUUCUUCGCUGAUGCCGACGCUCGAUUCUUUGCAUCGCUGGGCUUAAAUUGUAUCCGCAUCCCGUUCAACUACAGACAUUUCGAGGAUGACAUGAACCCAGGUGUCCUGAAGAGCAGUGGGUUCAAGCAUCUUGACCGUGUGAUAGACAUAUGUGCCAAACACAGCAUCUACACGAUUUUGGACUUGCAUAGUCUCCCAGGAGGCCAGAACCCAAGCUGGCACUCAGACAAUAUCUCCGCUUAUGCUGCCUUCUGGGACUUCAAGGAGUUUCAGGACCGUGUGGUGUGGCUUUGGGAACAGCUUGCCCAUCAUUACAAAGGAAAUCCGUGGAUAGCAGGUUACAACCCGAUCAAUGAGCCGGCUGAUGAGAAACAUGCGCGCCUCCCGGCGUUCUACGACAGGCUUGAGGUUGCGAUUCGUAAGAUUGACCCAGAUCAUAUUUUGUACCUGGAUGGCAACACUUUCUCGAUUGAGUGGAAGCACUUUGAUCGCGUGAUCCCCAACUCUGUGUACGCUUUGCACGACUACAGCCUCAUGGGCUUUCCCAUGGGUGACCGCUACAAAGGAACCCCGGAGCAGCUUCAGAAACUCGAGAGUCAGUUCCUGCGCAAGGCUAGAUUCCAACAUGAACACUCUGUUCCGAUUUGGAACGGAGAGUUUGGCCCUGUCUACGAAGAUCCUGCAAAGAACCCGGAAGCCGACGAGAUUAACUCAGAGCGAUACGCACUUCUCGGCGCUCAGCUGAACGUCUAUGACAAACACGCUAUACCAUGGAGCAUUUGGCUCUACAAGGACGUCGGGUUUCAGGGGAUGGUCUAUACUGACCCAAAAAGCAAGUACAUGCGCACCAUUGGCUCGUUCCUAGAGAAGAAGCGCCGACUCAAUCUGGACGCCUGGGGCAGGUCUCCGAAUCCAGAACUCGAGGCCUUGGUGGCCCCGCUGGUCAACUGGAUCGACAACAACGCGCCUGCUGCAAAACACGUGUACCCGACGACAUGGGACACGACGCGGCAUGUUUACCGGUCUGUGAUGGAGAUAUUUGUCUCUGGAAGUUUUUCCAUCGAGUUUGCGAAGCUCUUUGAGAGCAUGGGCUUUGAAGAUCUCGAGGAAUGUGCACGCAGCUUUGCCUUUGAGAAUUGCGUGCAGCGGGAAGGUCUGAAUCGCAUCAUGAGCGAGCACGCUGUGCUUGCCGCCUCGAAAGCUACCUAGGGCAGUCCACGGUUGAGCUUGGCAAUUGUUCUUUGUCUUCAAGUCUAGGACACUUCUUUGUUGUCAUGUUCAAUCGCACAUAUAUUUUCAUCCCAAUUCGGUCACAACUUUGAACA
This is a messenger RNA of Pyricularia grisea, 2319 nucleotides long. RefSeq lists its product as uncharacterized. Gene Ontology annotation, molecular function: beta-glucosidase activity. NCBI's taxonomy places the organism in Eukaryota, Fungi, Ascomycota, Sordariomycetes, Magnaporthales, Pyriculariaceae. Gene Ontology annotation, biological process: glucan catabolic process. The transcript is spliced from 5 exons. The record is from RefSeq and is a predicted model, not a curated record. Gene Ontology annotation, cellular component: extracellular region; cell surface. Bases 782 to 2203 code for a protein of 473 amino acids.